Messenger RNA from Thyridium curvatum, 1587 nucleotides. RefSeq lists its product as uncharacterized. Gene Ontology annotation, cellular component: membrane. Gene Ontology annotation, biological process: transmembrane transport. The coding region runs from base 1 to 1587 and encodes 528 amino acids. The transcript has 6 exons. The record is from RefSeq and is a predicted model, not a curated record. Gene Ontology annotation, molecular function: transmembrane transporter activity. Lineage: Eukaryota; Fungi; Ascomycota; Sordariomycetes; Thyridiales; Thyridiaceae.
AUGGGUUCCACUGAUGAAACGAAAGCUGCCGUCCCUCAAGGUGAGGAUGGCGUUGCACUUGAGAGCGUCCCGCCCGCGGUCGCCGCUUCUCUUCACGAUGGCAAGAUGGAUCAUAUCGCAGAUGUGGCCGUGGACAUGGUUCAUGCAGCAGAGGAAGAGUUCACGGAUGAGCAAUACCGGAAGGUUUUGCGCAAGGUCGACUGGGUUCUCCUGCCGCUCAUGUGGAUCUGUUCCGGCGCGCAAUAUGCAGACAAGGUCUCGGUAUCUACUCAGGCUACCUUUGGUUUGAUCGCCGAUACCCACCUGGUCGGCCAGCAAUUCUCAUGGCUCACCUCGAUCUUCUACAUCGCGUUUCUCGUCGCCGAGGCGCCAGGCAAUUACAUCUUGCAGCGUGUUAGUGUUGGACCGACCAUUGCGGUUAGCAUGUUUAUCUGGGGAAUCCUAGUGUUCUGCAUUGCCGCUGCCAAGAACUUUGCCAGCCUGAUGGUGUUGCGCUUCCUUCAGGGAGCGGCUGAGUGCACGACCUACCCUGCCCUCAUCUAUAUCACGUCAACUUUCUACACUAGCCAAGAGCACGCCCACAGAUCUGUUAUCUGGGGCACAGCCAACGCUGGUAUGGACAUCUUGACCAGCCUGAUCAACUACGGUAUUGGUACACAUGCGAAGGAACACCCCAACGGACUGGCCCCAUGGAAGGGCAUCUCUCUCUUCCUAGGCGCCCUUACUGUCGUCCUGUCCGUCAUUACUUACUUCAUCUUCGGCACACCCCGUGAAGUACGCUGGCUCACUGCUGAGGAGAAGCGCAUCGCCCAAGCACGUAUCGUCCGAAACCAGACCGGCACCGAUGUCGAGAAGCAGCCCUGGAAGUGGGACCAGGUCGCCACCGCGUUCAAGGACCCGCAGACCUACUUCCUGUUCUUCCUCGUCAUCAUCAACUCCAUUCCCAACGGGGGCACGACAUCCUUCGGCAACCUGGUCUACGUCUCCUUCGGCUUCACCCCGCUCGAGACCAUCGUCAAGGGCAAGAUCCCGCAGCAGUGCCUGUCCAUCAUCACCUUCAUCAUCGCCGGCUACAUCACCCUCAAGAAGCCGGGAAUGCGCUUCUACAUCAUGAUGGCGUCCGUCGUCCCCGCCUUCGCCGGCAUGCUGGCCUUGGCCCUUCUCCCUAGGCAGGGCAUGCUUUGGACUCGUUGGGGCUGCUACCUGAUCACCAUCGUCGGCAACGUCGCCGGCCCCAUGAUCUGGACCUUGGUGCCCUCCAACAUCGCAGGCCGGACAAAGAAGUCCGUCACCGGGACCGUGCUCUUCAUCGCCUACUGUACAGGCAACUGCAUUGGCGCGCAGGUCUUCCAGGCCAAGGAUGCUCCUCGAUACAUCCCGGCCAUUAUCAUCUGCUCCUGCAUGUACGGAUUAGAAUUCGUCGUCAUGUUCUUCUGGCGGCUCUAUUACAUCUGGCAGAACAAGCGUCGUGCUCGCCUCGUGGCCGACAUGGGACUCACCCCUGAGGAGUCGCUUCACCAGGGUGCUCUCAAUGCUGAGUCGGACAUGACAGACUAUGAAAACAUUCAUUUCCGGUAUAGUUAUUAG